AAUUGUCGCGUUGCAAGAGAAUCUGUAUCGUAACAGAAGGGCAACUUUACGCGACUAUAUACGUAAUUUUAGCGGUGGUAAAAAGUAAAGUUUUUCUACACUGGGAAUUUUUGACUAAAAAGCAUUUAACAAAUAAAAUGAAUGAAAUGGAGGCAAAUCAGUUUAGGGAGUUCGGCAAAGCGAUGAUUGACUAUACGGCGGAAUAUCUGGAGAAUAUCAGAGACCGGCGAGUGUUGCCGACUGUGGAACCGGGUUAUUUGAGACCUUUGUUACCGGAUCAAGCACCGCAACUUCCCGAAAAAUGGGAAGACGUACUUAAAGAUGUCGAAAAAAUAAUCAUGCCAGGAGUAACCCACUGGCACUCGCCCAGAUUCCACGCUUAUUUUCCAACUGCCAACUCGUAUCCCGCCAUUGUUGCCGAUAUUCUUAGCGGUGCGAUCGCCUGCAUUGGAUUCACAUGGAUCGCAAGUCCAGCAUGUACGGAACUCGAAGUGGUGAUGCUCGAUUGGUUGGGCAAAGCCCUAGGAUUACCCGAAGUUUUUCUAGCCUGUUCGGGCGGUAAAGCGGGCGGCGUCAUCCAAGGUACCGCCAGCGAAGCGACCCUUGUCGCCCUUUUGGGCGCCAAAUCCAAGGCCGUCGCGGCAUACAAGACGAAACAUCCCGAACUUAAAGAGGCCGACAUUAUUUCGAAACUCGUCGGAUACACUUCAAGUCAAAGUCAUUCGUCUGUGGAACGGGCGGGCCUGUUGGGCGGCAUCAAAUUGCGGUCGCUCGAACCCGACUCGAGUAACCGUUUGACAGGCGACAUUGUAGAACGGGCUAUCAAAGAAGACAUCGAAUCCGGCCUAAUUCCUUUUUAUUGUGUAGCCACCUUAGGAACGACGUCAUCGUGCACGUUUGACAAGUUGGAGGAAAUAGGGCCGGUGUGCAACGAAAAUGACGUUUGGUUGCACGUGGAUGCCGCAUACGCUGGAUCUUCAUUUAUUUGUCCGGAAUUUAGAUACCUAAUGAAAGGCAUCGAACGUGCAGAUUCCUUCAAUUUCAACCCCCAUAAAUGGCUGCUAGUCAAUUUUGACUGUUCCGCAAUGUGGCUCAAAGAUCCCACUUGGCUUGUAAACGCUUUUAACGUAGAUCCUUUAUAUCUCAAGCACGAUCAACAAGGUUCAGCACCAGACUAUCGUCAUUGGCAAAUCCCGUUGGGUCGUCGUUUCAGAGCUCUGAAACUUUGGUUCGUGCUCAGACUGUACGGUAUCGAACACUUGCAGGCGCACAUUCGUAAGCACAUUGCGCUUGCGCACUAUUUCGAAAAUCUAGUUCGCGGUGAUCACCGAUUUGAAAUAACCGAAGAAGUGCUCAUGGGGUUGGUUUGCUUCAGAUUGAGGGGGUCGAAUGACGUCAGCGAGGCAUUAUUAAAGCGGAUUAAUGGCCGUGGAGUGAUUCAUUUGGUACCGUCGAAGAUUAGGGAUGUUUAUUUUCUUCGGUUAGCGAUUUGUUCGCGGUAUACGGAAGAGAGAGAUAUCGAUGUGUCUUGGAAGGAGGUCAAGGAGGCUGCCGACGAAGUUUUAUUGGCUCAAAAAUAGACGAUCGUGCUUUAUUUGACGCUUGACAUCUGUCGCAAAAUGACAUGGACAGGUGUAUUUGUUUUGAGUUAAGUUUAUACAAUUAUUUCUAUUUAUUUGUAUAUAAAAUAAUUUAUUUUUAUGUUAAAAGCAUACUAUAUUAUAAAAAUGACCAAAUAUUGAUGUGCAACAGGAAAAAUGUCUUAAAAAAUAAAUAAUAGUUAUUGCAGUAGUA
Ceutorhynchus assimilis (cabbage seed weevil) is the source of this 1794-nucleotide messenger RNA. The record is from the annotation of a GenBank genome assembly. Lineage: Eukaryota; Metazoa; Arthropoda; Insecta; Coleoptera; Curculionidae.